Molecule: messenger RNA, 2544 nt
Organism: Prunus armeniaca (apricot)
Lineage: Eukaryota; Viridiplantae; Streptophyta; Magnoliopsida; Rosales; Rosaceae
Source: the annotation of a GenBank genome assembly
AUGGCUCGAGCCGUGUUUCUUGUAUGCCUCCUCUCCAUAUUAAUGUUGGUGCCGACGGGCCUUGCACAAGGUUUAGGUGUCAACUGGGGUUCCAUGGGGUCUCACUCUUUGCCUCCGAAAAAUGUCGUUCAGAUGCUUAAGGACAACGGGAUCAAGAAAGUGAAGCUUUUCGACGCUGAGCCUGAUACCAUGGAUGCCUUGGCCGGGUCGGGUAUGCAGGUCAUGGUUGGAAUCCCCAAUGAGAAGUUGGAAAAACUUGCUGAUAGCUACAAAGAGGCUCAAGAAUGGGUGAAACAAAAUGUAACCAAAUAUCUUCAUGACGGGGGCGUCAAUAUCAGGUAUGUGGCUGUUGGGAACGAGCCGUACUUAACAAGUUACAAUGGUACUUAUGUGAAGACUACUUACCCGGCACUGAAAAACAUUCAAAAGGCGCUUGAUGAAGCUGGCUAUGGAGGCAAAGUCAAAGCCACAGUGCCCUUCAAUGCUGAUGUCUACGAAUCUUCUUCAAACAAACCAUCAGACGGGCGUUUCCGAAAGGACAUCAAGAACAACAUUGUGGAGAUUCUCCGUUUGCUUAACGACAAUAGGACCCCAUUUGUUGUCAACAUCUACCCCUUCCUCAGUCUCUACCAGAGCUCUGAUUUCCCUAAAGAAUUCGCUUUCUUUGAAGGCGGUAGCGAGCCAGUUAAGGACAACAACAUCGAAUACAAAAAUGUCUUUGAUGCAAAUUGUGACACGCUGAUUUCUGCACUCAAAAAGGUUGGAUUUGGCAACUUGGAUAUCAUAAUUGGGGAAGUAGGAUGGCCUACUGAUGGUGACAUAAAUGCCAAUGGGAAAAUGGCAAAGAAGUUCUACGAUGGCCUCCUCAAGAAACUGGCAACCGAAGAUGGUACCCCUCUAAGGAAAAAGAAAUUGGAAGUGUACCUCUUUGGUCUCUUCGAUGAGAACCAGAAAAGCAUUGCCCCGGGUGACUUUGAACGUCACUGGGGCAUCUUUCGCUACGAUGGACAGCCUAAGUUCCUGAUGGACCUCAGCGGAAAAGGGCAAGGGAACAAUUUGCUUAAAGGAGUGCAAGGAGUGCAGUACUUGGACCAGCAGUGGUGCGUGCUGAAGAGCGACGUUAGAAACUUGAGCAACACGCAACCAGAAGUCGGCUACGCUUGCUCGAUGUCGGAUUGCACAAGCUUGGGGGUUGGAAGGUCGUGCGACUUGGAUCAACAUGGAAAUGUCUCUUAUGCUUUCAAUGCUUACUUUCAAAAUAAAGACCAAGAUGUUAGGGCAUGCGAUUUCAAUGGGAUGGCUAACAUUGUCAAACAAAAUGCCUCAAGUGGAGAUUGCCUGUUCCCGAUCCAAAUUUUAAAUGCCGGAGUGAGGCCCGAAUUGAGCAUCUUUGCAGGACUAUUCUUGAUCCUGAUGAGCUUCUUCACCUUAAUCUAUGUGGCUGUUGGGAACGAGCCAUUCUUAUCAAGUUACAAUGGCAGCUAUGUUAAGACUCUUUUCCCAUCAGUGAAAAACAUUCAAAGGGCCCUAGAUGAAGCUGGCGUCGGACAAAAAAUCAAAUGCGUAGUGCCCUUCAAUGCCGAUGUUUACGAAUCCCCUUCGAACAAACCAUCAGACGGGCGUUUCCGAAAAGAUAUUAUGAAACAUAUGUUGGAGAUACUACACUUCUUUCGUGCCAAGAAGGCCCCAUUUGUUGUGAACAUCUACCCCUUCCUUAGUCUCUACCAAAGCACUGGUUUUCCCCAAGAAUUCGCUUUCUUCGACAACGGUAGCCCGAUUAGAGAUAAGGGUGCUCAAUACAGCAAUGUGUUUGAUGCAAAUUAUGACACACUUCUUUGGGCACUUAAAAAGGUAGGUGUUGCUAACUUGGACAUUUUAAUUGGGGAAGUAGGAUGGCCUACCGAUGGCAACGGUUAUUGUAAUAACAGAUUGGCUAAGAAGUUUUAUGAUGGCCUACUAAAGAAACUAGCAAGCGAAGAGGGAACCCCUCUGAGGAAAGGCUACUUGGAAGUGUACCUAUUCGGGCUUUUUGACGAGGAUCAGAAAAGUAUUGCUCCAGGGGACUUUGAGCGGCACUGGGGCAUUUUUCGAUAUGAUGGCAAGCCUAAGUUCCCCAUGGACCUUGCCGGCCAAAAUUCGGGACACCAGAUGCUAAAAGGUGUUGAAGGAGUGACGUACUUGGAAAGGCAAUGGUGUGUGUUGAAUAGUGAUGUGAGGAACUUGAGCAAAGCUCAAGUGGAACUCAACUAUGCUUGCUCACUGGCGGAUUGCACAAGUUUGGGGAAGCAGAGGUCUUGUGACUUGGAACUGCAUGAUAGAAUCUCUUAUGCCUUCAAUGAGUUCUACCAAAGUAAAGACCAAGAUGUAAGGGCAUGUGAUUUUAAUGGGAUGGGGACUAAGGUGACACAAGAUCCCUCAAUAGGAGAUUGCAUAUUCCGGGUGCAGGUUGCUUUAAGUGCCGGAGAGAGGCGGCACGGCUUGAGUUAUGCCUUGAGUGUCUUUGCACCACUAUUUUUCAUCAUGAGCUUCUUCACACUGUUGUAA